AUUUGCCCACGUUGGUCCCUCGGCGGCACCCGUAGAUUUAUGCUAAAGUCAGACGUGUAUCUUCGCGUCAAGCGGAAGUCGAGAUGCAAAACAGUUGAAUCAUGAACACACGUACGAACCGUUGCUCGGUGGGAACUUGUCACAGCGGGAUUAUUUACUAAAGAAUUUAAACGAGGAUGUCAUCCGUCUUCACGUUACACUUGGAGGAGCAACAGAAGAGUCCAGAGAUGGACGGUGAGACCGGACUCAUGUCCAUCGACCAGGGAGGAGAGUGGGACAUAAGCCUGUUCGAUGAGCUCGACAACCUGGAAGAUGCAGUCGACCUGCUUGAGGCCUUGCAGAACCCUGGCUAUGCCAACGAGGCUCCAGAUCUGGACUUUGAUAUUGAUAUACCUCUGUGGAAUGAAGUGGACACAAACAGCAUCUACACAGAUGGUGAGGUGAGUGUGGACUCUCUGUCACCUGCCCACACUCUGAGCUCUGUCCCCUCUCCUGCCUCUGUGGAGGCUCUGUCCCCCUACUCCCUCCAGGAUGAGGCCCUGUCGCUACAGUCGCAACACUCUCCUCUUUCGGUCUGCUCAGAGUCCAGUGGAUUUUAUGAAAUCCCUACCCCAGCCAAGACCGCUCCAAGGAGGACAAGCCAGACCCCACGAGCCAAAGCAGCUCAGUCCAUCAAGAGGCCGAUUAAGAUCGGACCAAAAGUUUCCAUCCAGCCGAGGCCGCUGAUCACGGCUCUGCCGCUCGCUCAGGCAGGAGCUUCCCUGCAGGCCAAGACGAUCAUCCUCCAGCCCCUGCAGACCACUGUGCUGCCUGUGGUCAAACCAGUUCCAGUUAACAUCCAGCCAGCGCCCCCUCCAGGUCAUCCUAUAGUGCUGUCUCAGCCGAGCCAAGUGCUGCACAUCCAGACGCCACAGGCCGUCACAAGCAAUGUGGUCGCCAUGCCAACACUCAGCCAGGACAGGCCUGUCUCCGUCACACUCCGAACCUGUUCCUCAGAUGAUGAUUCGAAGUUGUCCCAGAGACAGCAGCGCAUGAUAAAGAAUCGCGAGUCAGCAUCCUUGUCUCGGAAGAAAAAGAAAGACUACCUGCUCACGCUGGAGGCCCGCCUCAAGGUGGCGCUGUCCGAGAACGAGGUGCUUAAGUGUGAAAAUGGCAACCUGAAGAGACAGCUGGAAGGCCUGCUGAGUGAGAACACAGGACUUAGGACAACAGCGCCCAAGAGGAGAGCCGUGUGUGUCAUGGUGGUUUUGGUGUUCCUCGUGCUUAAUGUUGGACCAAUGGGUUUGUUCCAGGGUGGUCCGGGCUCCAAGCUCCAAGUUGUUUCCAUGCAGAACAGCGGCCGACACCUGCUGGGUUUCUCCUCGGAGGCGGAGACGAUCGUCGUGACGGACCCCGAGCCUCUGGACAGCAGCCUCUCUGGGGCGGCCGACAGCUCUGAGGAUAAGGCCCUGAUGUUGGUGAAGGAUUCCCUCUAUCUUAGACCCCCCCCGCCCUGCCAGCCUCCUCUUAACAGGACCAAGUGCAAAGAGUUGGCCCAUGAGCUGAGGGGUUGGGUCCACCGUCAUGAAGUGCAGCAAACCAAAUCCAGGCGCAUGAGUAACGGCAAUCACAAACCCACCAGGACCAUUCUGAAAACAGAGAAUAAGGAGGCUGCCCAGAUUGUGACCGUUCAAUACACGGAAACUACUGAGGAAAAGAGCCCUGGCAGUGAGCUGCAGGUCUACUACGCCCCUCACCACACCUACAGUGACUUCUUUGACGAGAUCAACCGCCGGGGCGACACUUUCUACGUGGUGUCUUUCCGCAGGGAUCAUCUUCUACUUCCUGCCACCAACCACAAUAAAGGGAGGCGACCAAAGAUGUCUUUGGUGUUGCCAGCCAUGAACAUUAACGACAGCGUCAUCGGGGACAAAGAGUUCCAGGUUAUGAUGCAGAUCGACUGUGAGGUAACGGACACCAGGAUCCUCCACAUCAGGUCUUCAACCAUCCCGCCUCUGCUCCGGGUCAACCGCACCGACACGUUUUACCACCACUCCCCGACCAACAACCAGACCACGCCCCCUGUCGGCGUGCUCAUGGGGUCUGCCUAGGACCACCAUCAGCUCCUGCGUUACUCAGAACAAUACAACAGAAAUUCAGAAACACAAACCCGAGACACAACCUCAGAUUUUGGUUGAUGGAUAUUUUUUUAAUAAUUCUGAUGUGUUUCCACUGACUUUGUGUUUGUGAUGUGGCUGUGAGUGAAAGUGCUCUGCAGAAAUCCCCUCAUCGUUAGGUAGCUUGAAGAUUGUCCCCAGCUGUCAGCCACUUUAUUGGGACCGGUAUCCAGAGGUAGUCUGAAACAGGGGUACAAGCAGACGCUCCCUGUGACCCCAGAUGUCUCGCACAGGGGGAAUUGUUUAGCGGCAGGGGGCAUAACACAAAUACUUAUCAUAGCAGCUCUUCUGAAGUCUGAUCUAGUUCCUCUCUCUUAAUUUCAGGACAGAGCACAGAAAACCCAUUGAUGUAAAGCAGGGGUUUACUGUUCAGAAGCACAACAGCGUCCCUGUUUAUAUCUCGGCUAAAUAUGAGUCCUGCAAUCAUCUCUCUUACUCACGUGUCGUCUUUGUGACUCUCUAAAUAAAGUCAAUUGGGUGAGAUGACAGGUUAAUACCAUGUGGCACCAGAGGCAAUCAGUAAACUCAGGAAGUCCGGUGAUCACGGAGAGCUAACCGAACCGCAAACUGCUAUUUGUUGGUCUCCAGGCGGCGGUCUUCUCUUUUUAACAGCGUAUCAAUGAAGAAUCCCACUUUUCAAUUUUGGAGUCUUUGCACUGUGCUUCACUUAUAUUGAUGAACAGAUUCAGAUGCUGUACAUAUUUAUUUCAUUAUUAUGUAACAGUAAUUGUCAACUUCUAUGGUGUGAUGCAAUUUGCUCAUUUCCGCUGUUAAAAGUUCCAGGAUUUAUUUACAUUUUCUUCCUCAGUCUGCCAUAUUGUAAAUAAAACUAUAAAAGGUAGAAAUCAAACAUACAUUAAAUGUGACUACAGAGAGAUUUUGUAGGUGUCAGCUGGGUGGUCAUUCAGAAAUUAUUUCAUGAAAAGUUCAUGAUCCUCGAAUUGGAAAUUGCCAAUAAAAAACCAGCAUUUUAUUAUUUUAUUUAUAUUUUUUUAUACAUAACCACUAGUAACAAAAAACACAAUGACUUUUCCAUCCAUGGGCUGAAUUGCAAUUUUAUGUUUUGCUCUUGAUCCUAAUAUAUUGAAAUUCCUAGUUUAAAAAUUGUGUGGGGUAAUGGAAGAUUUUAGUAGGGAAUCAUUUCUAGUAUACAAUUGCACUGUUAAUGCAGCGCCUGGGGUUUUCAGUUCUGAUAUUAAAUGCUUUAUUUUAUAUAUGUCUGCCACCUUGUUUCGACUACCUGUAGUUUGGGGCAAUAUUUAAGUAAAUGAGAUCAUAUAGAAAUUCUAAUUCGUACAAAUAUUCCUCGUCAGUUUGUCUGUUUUGAUAAAUCAACAUACUUUACAUCUGAGACCAGAUUGUAGCCACAGGAUUGUACAGAUGGUUAAGCUUUAGCUCAGCAGAUGCCCAUAAAAAUUGUUCAAGAAAAAAAGCUUUUGUUGUUUUAAGAGUAGAUCUUCUGUGUGUGAAUUCUGUUUUUUCCCCUUUGGUUUCUCAAUCGCUUUCAAUAUAUUUGAUUUUCCACUUUGGUUUUACUGCAUCCAGACCGAACUAAAGGAGAAGACGAGAGUACAAACAAAUUGUGAGGUUUUGCUUUUAGUAUUCUAUUAUGUGUGUAAACCAAAAUAAACACUGGAUUUUCUCUCACCUUA
This is a messenger RNA of Pleuronectes platessa (European plaice), 3808 nucleotides long. It is a transcript of the gene atf6, whose product is annotated as activating transcription factor 6. Gene Ontology annotation, biological process: regulation of transcription by RNA polymerase II; endoplasmic reticulum unfolded protein response. The transcript has 16 exons. Lineage: Eukaryota; Metazoa; Chordata; Actinopteri; Pleuronectiformes; Pleuronectidae. The record is from RefSeq and is a predicted model, not a curated record. Gene Ontology annotation, cellular component: nucleus. Gene Ontology annotation, molecular function: DNA-binding transcription factor activity, RNA polymerase II-specific; RNA polymerase II cis-regulatory region sequence-specific DNA binding. Bases 177 to 2090 code for a protein of 637 amino acids.